Molecule: messenger RNA, 1253 nt
Organism: Paecilomyces variotii
Lineage: Eukaryota; Fungi; Ascomycota; Eurotiomycetes; Eurotiales; Thermoascaceae
Exons: 3
Coding region: 150-926 (258 amino acids)
Molecular function (GO): RNA binding
Source: RefSeq, a predicted model, not a curated record
UCACAGCCCCUCGCCGGGGUUGGACUCUACAAGUAUAAAUUGACGAUCUUUGCUGUGCAUCGAUCAACAAGAAAGCAUCCUACAUCUAUCAAUUCAUCCUAUACCUACCUCUUACGAGCAUUAUUAUCUGUUCUAUAAUCUCUGUCACAAUGUCGGAGGCCACCACCGUUCACGUCUCGGGCAUCGCUCCCACUACCAGCGACAAGGAAGUUCGCGACUUCUUCAGCUUCUGUGGAAAGAUCACUAUGCUAUCUGUCACGCCUGAGUCUGGCGAGCCAAAUGCCCCCAAGUCCGCGACCGUUCACUUCGAGAAGGAGACUGCUGCCAAGACUGCUCUUCUCCUCGACAACACUCAGCUUGGUCCGUCUACUGUACACGUCACUGCAGCCCACAGCCUCGACGACAUUGCUGGUCCCCAGACCGCCAGCGCCAGUGACGCCAAGGACGAGAACCACCACGAGCUCGACCAAGAGGACAAGCCACGCUCUCGAAUCAUUGCCGAAUACCUUGCACAUGGCUAUGUAGUCAGCGACCAGGCGAUCCAGAAGGCCAUCGCCCUGGACCAGAAGCACGGCAUCUCCAACCGCUUCACCACUGCCCUGUCCAACUUCGACAAGAAGUACCAGGCUACAGAGCGUGCCAAGGGACUCGAUGAGAGCUACAAGAUCACCGACAAGGCCACCAGCGGCUGGAAGGGUCUCAACUCCUACUUUGAGAAGGCGCUCGGCACCCCGACUGGCCGUAAGGUUCGCGACUUCUACGUCAAGACCGACAAGCAGGUGCGCGACAUCCACGCCGAGGCCCGACGUCUGGCCGAUCUGAAGAGUGGAAAGAUCUCCGACACGGACGAGAAGCCCGUCGAGACUUCUUCUAGUGCCCCUGCUGGUGCUACGGACACCGCUCCUGCCGAAGCUCCCAAGGCUUAAGUGAGCUUUGUCAAAUGAAUGAGAAGCAUGCAUUUCUUUUCCCUUCUUUCAUUGCGCUGUUUUGGGCACGAAGCUGUUUGCUAUGCAUGAAAUUGCUGUGAUGACCUUCUUGCAAGCGUGAUUACCCGAUAUUCUUUUCUCUGGUGAAUUAAUGAACGGUCGACAUUUCGAUCACAUCCUCUUUUCUGUAGCUUAGAUUCGUAACAUCUCUGAAUAGCUGUCGCAAUUCACCAAACAUCGUGUUGCAAUCUUCUCCAUGGGCAAGAUUUCAAUUACAGCUAGAGAAUCAAGGUCUCCAUAGCAAAAGAGAUACGAUAAGAAGACUCA